AUGCCCAAACAACUCGACCUGCCGGGGAAUCGAACUCGGGUCCAAGGGGUGCUAUAUAGUCAUAAUAGAUUGGCCUUUCCUCCCCCUCCGUCUCCGUCUCCUGGCGGACCGCAGGUGUCCUGGAUCCGUCGACGGGACCUCCACGUGCUGACCACCGGCGCCUUCACCUACACGACAGACGUCCGCUUCAGGGCCUUGCACCUGGUGGGGUCGCCCUACUGGACGCUUCAGGUCGACGACCCGCUCGUCACCGACUCCGGCGUGUACGAGUGCCAGGUGUCCACUCAGCCCAAGAUCUUCAGAAGGUUCACUCUCAAUGUUGUUGUGCCCAGUGCGGAGAUCCAAGGGACCCAUCAGAUGUUCAUGAAAGCUGGCAGUGACAUUAACAUCACCUGUAUCGUCACUGGCAACGUCCGUGGCUCCCACGUCACCUGGUACCACGCCCUCCCACGCCAGAGUAAGAGUGCGGUGUUGGAGGAGAUCAACGCCGGAGGUCGUGGCGGCGUGCAGCUGGUGACCGACAAACACGCUGGCACCAGCUGGCUACUGGUCACCCACGCCACCUGGAGGGACGCCGGCAACUACACCUGCGCCCCAGCCAACGCCAGACCCGCCUCUGUUGCCAUACACGUCUUGGACGGCAUCAUUGUUGCAGAAGAGGCGCCGGCCGCUAUGCAACACGACCUGCAAGCUAGUCACGGGGCGCCUACGUGCCCCUCCCACGCCCUGCACGUGCUUCUAGUGGGCGUGCACCUGCUGCUGGCGUGUGGGGGGCGUGUAGGGGCGUGGGUGGGGCGCCGGGCGUCGUGGGGAGGGAGAGUGCUGGCGCCCUCGCCUCCACACCGCUACCCGCAACAUUACCCACAGGCGCUUAACACCUUCAGGCAACACCGCCAGACAACACCUGGCAACACCUACAAGCAACACCUCCGAGCAACACCUUCGAGCAGCACUUCCAAGCAACACUUCCCUCAUCUCUAGCCGUUAUACGCAAUCUAAAUUUGUCAUUUCAUUUUUUUUUUUUUAGAAUACAUUUCAGUAAUGUAUAUACAGUCCUUGUAUACGUGUGUGUAUGUGUUGUAUGACUGUAGUUACUGCGAAUAUGGCUGUAUAUGUGUUGUAUAAAUACUGAAACAUUUAAAUGUACAUAUGUGUAUGUAACAUAGAGAUACGCGUAUGUAUUUGUAUGUGUGCAAACAGUUCUUCCAGUCAAAUUAUAAUUUGUUAUACAAGAGAGAAUUUCAGCCAAGCUUGGGUGGCCGGGGAUAUACAAUCACCAUUUAUUGUAACGUGCCUGUAUAAGUUAUAACGAAAAUAAACAAUAGUUUCCUCUUA
Procambarus clarkii (red swamp crayfish) is the source of this 1335-nucleotide messenger RNA. NCBI's taxonomy places the organism in Eukaryota, Metazoa, Arthropoda, Malacostraca, Decapoda, Cambaridae. The record is from RefSeq and is a predicted model, not a curated record.